CAGAUUUGCAACGAAGCAAAUACGUCAUACUGUAUCCGUGCGCGAUCGCGCGCUUGCCGGCCGCCAUGCAUGUGUUGAACGCAUGCACGUAGUGAUGUCCGACACAAAACGGCGCAUAAAAUUACGGGGAAAAGCCCAAAACUCAUAUCUUGACCUUGUCACGAUGGACCACAGUUAACCCCUGCUACCCCUGAGCGCUGCCUCUCAGCUUCCACGCAUCCGACAAUCGUCUGACCGAACACACCGAGCUUUUGAAGUCGCUAAUUGGUACCCUGUUGUCACGAAACCACCGGUCUCCAGCCAUGCUGUCUGCUAAUAAUAACAACUUUACCAGGAUGGUUUUUCAAGACGAGAACGGCCCGUCGUCGCUACGAACAAAUAACGGCAGCACGCAAGCACCGCAGUCCAAGAGAUCCCAUGACGAUCGGAAGUCCGUCGUCUCCGAUCAGCCCUUAUUCUACGAGGACGACACGGGCCCGGCCGCCGUAAUGGCCUACUUGAACGAACUGCGCAAGCAGUACCAGUUUGCCGACGUCCACCUGUCCAUUGAGAACCACAUUGUGCCCGCCCACCGUGCCGUGCUGGCCUGCAGUAGUCCAUUCCUGUUUGAUUUCUACAAGGGGCUGAGCAGCGAGAACGACGCCAUUCCAUUGAAGCACCAUCUGGAGAACGUCAAUCCGGCUGCCGUGGAGUUGCUGGUCAACUAUGCCUACACUGGCAGACUGGAGGUACCCUAUUGUCAAGUCGAGACGGUCUACCAAGCCGCUAAACAGUUACAGAUGGCCCGCGUCAAGAAUGCGUGUGCUCGACACCUCGUGCAACAACUCAACCCAAAGAAUUGUCUAGAACUUCGUUCGUUCGGCAAUGCGGAGGAGGAUGUGGAGUUUGUCUCCAUUGUGGACGACUUCCUGAAAAAGAACAUUGACAACGUCGCCUUGACAAAUGAGUUUCAGGAGUUGCCACGGUUACAGAUUGAGGUUGUGGCUACCAAGUCUGCAUCCAAAAUGAGCGACCGACAGCUGUUUGAGACCGCCCUAGACUGGAUCCGCCGAACCGUCAAAUACGGCAAGCAACUGGAAGAUUUACAACAAGAGCCUCAGACGCUCCUCCUCUCAGAAAACAACACCCUGAAGGACGUGGAAGAGUUUGGCGAGAUUGAGCCGGACCUCAUCAAGGACUACAAGCUGGACGCCAAGCGUUGCCCUCUCAUCUCCCCGGCCAAGCCCCCUAGCAAUGGCGUCAGCAACGGCAAAGGGCCCAAGACCGACACCAACAACGGUCCCGCUCAGAAACUGGUGCUCUCCCCCGAGGAUCUGAACAAGGCCCGGUCGCGGAUCGAGAAGUGGAAGAUUGUGGCAUCCACAGAAAUGGGAGCCAAUCGCUACAUUGCUAUCGCCAAUCUCGGCGGCAGUCUCUUUGUCAUUAUGCUGUACGAGAAGCCCAGCAGCCCCCAGAUCAGCCGCCCCAUACAGAAGAGAUCUUUCUCCAUCGAGAGCGAAGGGAUCCACCCCUCUCUGGCCACAUUGGAACAGGCCAGGUGUGCAGUGGGAGUGGCCAAGCUGGACGGGAAACUAAUUGCAGCGGGCGGUUUCAACAGGGACGAAUGCCACCAGUCCGUGGAGGUUUACGACCCCCACACUAACACCUUGGACAAGAUCGCCCCCAUGCAGACCCCGCGGGCCCGCUUUGAGUUUGGGGUCGUCGGCAGCAAGCUGUACGCAGCCGGUGGCUCCGACGGCCACAUGGAUCUCAAGACCUGCGAGGUGUACGACCCAAAGAAGGAUGAGUGGUCCUGGGUGGUGGAUAUGCCACAGGAGAGACCGAAUUCAGGAGCUACUGUGCUGGAUGGCAAAUUGUAUCUGAUUGGUGGAUCAAGCGGCAACGUUGGUCUCAGAAGUUGCGACGUAUACCACCCUGACAAGAACGCAUGGAUAUCCAUCAGCAAAAUGAACCAGAGGCGAGCACAGGUGGGUGUGUGCUCUCUGAAUGGUAAGGUCUUCGCAGUGGGCGGGUCCAACAACUGGAAUUGUCACAACUCGGUGGAAGUGUACGACCCCAAGAGCAGCAUGUGGAGCCUGACCACGCCCCUCAGCACCAGCAGACGAGGCGCGGCCGUCUGUACCUACCAAGGCAAGAUCUUUGCCGUCGGAGGAAGCGACGGCCAGUCAGUGCUGAACACCGUCGAGUGCUUCGACCCGGAGACGGAAGAAUGGACCAACGUGGCCAGCAUGUCCGCGCCGCGGGUCAACGCCGGCGCCACGUUCAUCGACGGCCUUCUCUACGCGGUGGGCGGCUUCAACGGGAAGCACUUCCUGGACACCAUCGAGUGCUACAACCCCGACAAGAACCAGUGGUGCACGGUGGCCAUGCACAUGAUCCGGGAACGCAGCCAGGACUCACCGACCCUGACCCCGAAGUCGUUGACCUUUACCAUUGAUGAAGAAAAAGACGAGGCGGCUCCGAAUGAGGCUGUGUCGCAGUAGGCAGCAUUUCACAUAAGUGUAGCCAAUAGUUGGACUAUGGAACAAUUUUUUCCUUAAUCAGACAGAAUUAGAAACAACAUGCAGUUGAUGUCAAGCUGAUAUAUGGAGUCAUAGAUCCCUUGCACGAUGCGCCCUUACGGAGGGCAGGCUUUGUUUUUUCAAUUCAAUGACAUUUAAGCACAAAGUCUUGUCUUCUCAUGCGUAUCACAGAGAAUCAAAGACCUGCCCUCAGUUGUGACAUCAGAUGCAACGGGUCUAUAAUCUCCAGUGGAUGCCAUUUUUUUUAAACCCCAUAUAUCAGCUCCCUGUGUGUAACAGAUCAGUCAAAAAAAAACCUUCAAAAAAGAUUAGCUGUUGCAGUGUGUGUAAUAGCAAAACUUGAAACGUUGCGGUGCUUACAAUUCUUGUACAUGUACUGUGAGUAAUUUUGUUUUCUCUCUGUGUUUGCGUUGGCCUAUAAAAAGCCAAUCGGGGAAAGUCUUGUAGUUACGUGUAUAUUUCAAACUUUGUACAAAAGCAAACGGUGCCCUCCAGUGAUAUUGCCAACAUUUGCAGAAAGUUAUACUUUCUGCUUACAUAUCAGAUACCAAAGUUUGUUGUUAGUAUUGAAAAAAUAAGAAGUUAUGCUGGUUUUUGUCUUGUAUUUUUUGAUUUUUUGUGUUAUUGUAGAUGUGCUUAAAAGAUUUGUUUAUAAGUGCACUUGAAUGCUUCAGUAACCAAAAAUUCUAUAUUUCAAUUGCGGUUUAAGUUUCUCUUUUGAAGGGGACAGCAUUGUCACAGAAGAUUUUCUGCGCUGUUUGGAUUUAGAGAACGGUUAUAUAUUUCAGGAAAAUGUUUCCAAACUUAUCAUGUUGCGUUUACUUCCUUUUCAAGUAAUCUAAUUAAUUCGAAGAUUGUUCAAUACCUUGAUGAAAUUAGAAUUGCAGUUGAAACAAGCUUUAUUAAGAACACCAAAAAUCUAGUUUUUGAAACAAAAAUCUACCGUUUUUUGGGGGCAAGAAAACGUCCAGUUUAUUAUUGAAAAGUUUCACAUGAUUCAGUGAUGAUGCGUGCAUCAAACUUACAGGAUGCUCCCACUUUAGUGAAAGAUUUAAAGACAAACGGUCAUGUGUAUUUUUGUGAAUCUUGAACUUUAUACAGUAAAAAAAAUGAAAACUUGUUUGCUGUGGGAUCGUACGAGGUUGUGCAUGUGUGUAGUGUAUGAUAAAAACAAGUUUUUACGGUACUAUUACUAAUGAUAUUUUUGGGCUUGAAAUCGGUGUUAAAUAAGUGAGUUAGAUAUUCCACCCUUGUUCAGUUCAGGAACACGUUCAAGAGUUUCCUCCUAAAAAUGUCUUAAUCUUUUCAGAGGAAUUCCUUCUUUUCAUUUGUGGAUAAAAAAAUCUGACCGAAUCCUGAAAAGCAAGUUUAAUAGUUUAGGCUGUAGAGACUUUCAUGAGAGGUCAAUAUUUUUGACUAGGGUUGAGUAAUUUUGAAAUUGGUUGAACUAUACUCUACACUUUCUCUAACGCAAAAGACAAACACGUUUAAACCUAAGAUUAAUAAGUUAAACGAACCAGUUUGUUUCAAGUAUUAAGUAACAGAAGUGCAGUGAAAUUCGUUUUUUUUUGGCUGACAAAAAAGUGUGCCUAGAUUACUUACUUAGAAUCAGCUACCUUAAACGUUCAACAAAUGGAAAGUGUACAUAAGACUGCAUAAGGUGUGGUAGCACGCAGCAUACAUGUCUUUAACAGUUUGGUAACUGAAACUAGUUAGUUAACUAGUUUAAUAAAUCCAACUUGUCUGCUAACCUUUCUGUUAACAUUUACUCUUGUGUUAACCUAGCUAGUCUAACAAAAAUGUCUGUUAACCAGUCGCAGUGGAAGUGUGUAACUACACAUGCCAAAUUAAAUAACACACUUAAAAAAACAAAAUGGCCGCUGUCCUAGUUACAAUCUUCCAUGUAGAGAGAUCUAAUUUAACUUGUGCUUCCUAGUAUUUUGGUUUCCUUGUCUUUGAAACCAGAUCCGUGAAUGUGGGGCCAUACAAAGUCAGCGGGGUUUUAUUUUUUCGAAGUAAAAUAUCUUAUACAAAACUGUUAAAUAUCUUAUACAAAACUGUUAAAUUUCUUAUACAAAACUGUUUCAGUAUUUUGUCGUAAAGGGAAGGUCUGAAUUCUGUUGUUAUUAUUAUUAUUUUAUUUCUGGUAAUGAUACCAGGGAUUCCUCAAAGCGCCCUAGGCGCUGCUGUAGCUCGCAAGCCUGAAAAAAACCCGCAGAGAGAAGACAAUGAGAAGAAAUUACAGUUUUAGAGGUGGGAGAAAAACCCCAGAACAUUCUGGGGAAAACCCACGGAAUCAGGCAGGGACUGAAAACCCAAUCCACAUUUUGGUUCAGGCAGGAUUCGAACCCGGGUCAACAAUGUUGGAAGGCGAGGAAAGAACCGCUACGCCUAUGCUACUACCAACCUGGUUGAUAUUAUGUGUUCAUUUUUGCAUGGAGGGCUGUCUUAUUGGAAGUUUUCGCAAAAGUUGAACACAUUUCCGAGUCGUGGCAUCAAAUUUGCUCCACAUUUGCACAAAGUGUGAACCGGUCUGUAAAAUCACUUUGCUAUGCCGGCAAUUACACACACUUCUAUUAAAGCAGCAGAAUGGACUUCAAAUGGAGGUGUGUGUGGCUGCCUGCCACAGCUCAAAUAAUUCACAUUGAGCCUAUGCCAAUCACAUAUUUGCCAUAUUCCGACUUAUUUUUUUUUCUCUCUCUGAAUAUUUUUUUUCUUUUUUUAACGCAUCAGAACCGAAUGAUUCCAAUGAAAUUUAAAUUGAAUGUUUAUGAAUCGCCUUGCUCUAAGAAGAAAAAAAUGGAAACGUAGAAUAAUAAAAACAAUGGGGCUAAAUUUGCAAAAUAAAACUUAUACAAAAAUUAAUUGGUGAAACCAGAAUAAACUUGGCAACAAACUAAUUUGAAAUCGAGUGUGUGUGUAGGUGUAGCCGGAACAUCACCAAAAUACUAUAAAUAAAAAGUGUAAAUAUUUAUAUAUUUUCAAAAAGAAAAAACUAAUUAUGCGUUUUGUGCUUGUAAUAGAAAAAAAAAAGUCUUGAUGACAAUUUCUGUUGUCUAAUCAAACUUGCUGUACACUCUCCCCGACGCGACUAGCACCAACCAGAUUAAACUGGUUUCUCUUGUAUCUUGACAACCUGAUCUGUUGUAGGCAUGGUAACAAGUUAAUCUCACCUGUACUUUGUCAAAUCUUAUAUUUUUCUUAUUUCUGUAAAAAAAAAGAGGGUUAAAUAACAUCAUUGUUUGAGAUCCUGGUUAAGUUACCCAACGACAUUCCUGUAUAAAGUUCCAAACAGUAUGUGCAUGUACAUGUGCUCGUGUUCGCACUGUAAAUUACAUGUAGGCCUUGACUAUUAUUGCAUAGCCACCCAUGCCGCCAUCUUGUCAAAGAUGGCGGCUAUGCCAAUACAAAACACACCAGCAUACACGAGUUGCAAAUAUAGCCCUUUGUACAACACUUAGCAUCGUACAUGCAUACCAAUUUGUAAGUAUACAAAUAGCACAGACAUACAACAUUGUCAUGGAGAUUUUCAAAAUCUUCAUGUACGUAAAAAUUGUUCAGUUAUUAGUAAUGACAGAAAAUGACGUGUGUACACAUUGUAACAGCGUGGCAUUUACGUGUAGAUUAAAUAUGCUUGUGAGUGUUACAUGUAUUUGUUAGCAUGGCAGACAUGUUUAAGCGGAUGUAUCGGUAAGCAGGAGAUUUUGAAAGCAAAAUGAAGGAAACGGGAUACCAACCAAAAUUGGAAGUUUAAUUGUGUGUCUGCAAGUCAGGCUGGUUACCAACUGCUGAAAAGAUGCACGUAGUUGUUGUGUUCUUGUAGCUGAAAUGGGCUCGUAUCGAGUGUAAUGUCAAGCAAGCAAUAUUUUGCAUAUACAUUAAUAAUUGUUUUCACAGAAAUAUCAAAUUCUGAGAGUGAAAAGUGCGGCUGGAUUAAGCAAAUGGUCAAGCUAGCUUCGUGUCAUAUUGUCUUUGAAUUUAUUUACAAUUUAUGCACUUGCAGUUUUCUUUGCUAUGUUUUAUUUAUUUCGAUGUGUGUGAAACAAGAUAUUGCAUUGUUUUAUUGGGCAAGGCACUGCCCCUUUAACCACUUCGCGCCAGGGUUAGUUUGACAUUGACCCAACCCAGGCGCGGGAUUGUUUUUCACGAACCUCGAUGCCAGACGGGUUAAGGCCGUCACCCUGAUAUUUCCGGCCUCGCUCCCCGCGAGCGGGUCGCAGAUAUUUCCGGCCUUGCUCAUUGCGUGUUUAUCCGUCAUCCGUUCCAAAUACCACAAAACCAUUGCGUGUAUACACGUCAUCCAACGUGAACUGGUUAAAGGAUUAUGCAGCACCAAUAACAAGAUGAUGUUCGACACCAAAUAUUAAAGGUGACUUCUCUUUUAGCCAUCAGACACUUUGAAUAAGUUGUUUCUCACCAAAAUGUUUUUUUUUAGCCUUGAAUUUAAGUUGCAUUAUGCAAAGUGUGCGGUGUUUAUGUUAACUUUGUGUUGCCAUAAGAACAAAAGCAUGCCGUCUGAAAAGUCAAGAAAUUUUUUGUUUUCUUCAUAUAAAAUCAAAGUACUAUGUCGAUGGAUUGAUCGAGGAUUGAACAUUUACUUGCUGCUGUGUGCAUUUUCGUAACUGUAUUAUUUUCUAAAUCGGAAGUAUUUUGUUUGUUUGUAUUUGUUUGCAAUUUUUUUUUUUUUUUUAUGGAUUUUUGUGUUUACAUGUUCGCAGCCCAUAAAUGCUGAAGUUUUAUCUCUGAGUGUGACUCAACUAUUUCAACCAUGAACAGAAUUGGCAAUUGGUGUUCUUGUGCAACACUGAUUUGGAGAUUUUUAAGUGACGUUUGAAAUGAAAAUGUUUGAAACUGCUGUGCAUAUUUGAUGUUGAACCACAUGUACAUUUACGCUAUAAAAAUGCAGUGUCAGUGUUGGACAGUGUGCAGCUUUUAAAUCAAAUAUUGAGUGAGAAUCCUACAAAUUCAACAUGACUAUACUAUACAAAACUGACAGCAGUUUUUGCUUUCUUUCUGAUGUACCCCCUUUUUUGGGGGGCCAAUCGUAUAUUUCUUUAAAGGUACUAAAUCUCAGAUUGCCGGUUUAUUUUUUAAACUGUUUGCUUAUCAUAAUAGGGGUGUAUUUCAGCAGGAAGAGACUGUAUUAUUUAAAUGAAGAUGAAUGGUAAAAUGGAAGACACUGAUUUUUCUGAAAAAAAUGUGUUUGGUUACGGAGAAUUAUCAAAGGUGAUCGUCAGAUGAAAUGAUGAAAUUUUUUUUUAGAGAGUUUCACGAAUGGAAGACAUCUUGGAUGCAGGCAGCAGUCUAAAGAAAACUGAAAUAUUUUGAAUUUUCUAUUCACUUUGUGUUUGAUUUCACUUAGAACUUGAACUAACUGGAAUUAGAGAAAUUAAGUGGAAUGAAUUUUGCGUGUUGGCGACACUGGCCUGUGUUACAGAAUAUGAAUUGUGAUGUUGUAUUCAAGUUUAACUCGGAUUUUCCCGCCUUAACACGGUCAUUUAUGGGUGAAGAGAUAAAACAGCCUCAUCAAAUCUUUAAGUGGGCAUUUUGUUCUGUAAAACAAUUGUGUGCUAUGUAUUACCAAUUGCAGGGUAACAGAUGUUGAUUAUAUCCCCGAGGGUAAGAAACUUUUUCCGGUUUUGAUCCGGUUUGAAGUUGUCAAAUUAAAUUUUAAAAAAAGGUUUUGAAAUUGUAUUUUGAAACUUCCUAAAAGGAUUGUUUUGUGAUAUUUGUCCAUUGACUGGCAUUAUGCAAAUUUUGGCAAGACAUCUUUAAUUUGGUUUGUAUUAAGCAGACCUUUCCAGCAGUUCUAGCUGGUUCCCCAGAGAUUUGAUGCAUGUUAUGCAUUGGUGUCCGUUCACCAACUUCCCUGGUGACCGGGUGUGGAAAGCAUUUAAUAUCAAGUAUUUAUGGUCAACUGGUGCACUGCAAUUUACAACGGUUGUGUGAGGUUACCAGUGGUGUUCACCUAAUUUGAAAAAUGUGUAAAAAAAAAAAAAAGUUGAGUCUGCUUCUUUUUUUUUUUUUUUGGACCGAUUACAAAGAAUUCUGUUUAUCAUUAAUGCAACUUUUAAGUUUGUUGCUUAUGCUAAAAAUGUUUCUUUGUCAAUGGUGAUUGAUGACUAAAACGUGACUAGAUGUCAUACCUUUGAUGGUAAUUUGAUUUACUUUUCUGAUGGCCCUUUUUGUAAAUGUUUGUGUGAUUGUGCAUUUAUUUAUAUUGCGUUCUGUUAACAUUUGGGUUACAUUUGGAGGUGUUUAAUGUAGCAGCUGAGGCAAUGGUGUAUUAACAUGUCAAAGAUCAAGAAUUGUGUUGAAUAAAAUAAAUGAAAGAAAGUGAAAAGGGCAAGAACAGAAUUAAAAAAAAAAACCCAGAAA
Molecule: messenger RNA, 8900 nt
Organism: Patiria miniata (bat star)
Lineage: Eukaryota; Metazoa; Echinodermata; Asteroidea; Valvatida; Asterinidae
Gene: ivns1abp
Product: influenza virus NS1A-binding protein homolog A-like
Exons: 13
Coding region: 303-2483 (726 amino acids)
Molecular function (GO): protein binding
Source: RefSeq, a predicted model, not a curated record